AUUGAUCCGCUUCUGCUUCCUUCCAAUAAUACUAUCAAGUAUGGCCGGCCAUGGGUCAAACUUUCAUAUUGAGCAGGCGCGCGCAGCGCACGAGCGCUUCGACUGGGAACGCCGCCCAUGUCUGCCGCCCCGUCAUGUGCCUGAGGCUGGUGGAGAGGCGCGGCGCAGCAUGUGUUAAGGCAUUGUCAAGGCAACGCGUUAAAGCAUUGUGGAUCCGUCGGGCCUGGAGCGGCUGCUGCACCGUCGGGUGAGAACUACCGCAGAUGCCGAUGUCUACGCGGCGACGCAAUGCUGCUGCAGAAGGCGCUGCAGGCGGCGGCCGCUGCGCCUGACAUCGGUGCUGGCGGCGGCGCUGGCGGCGGCGCAUGCGGUGGCGGUGGCACGUACGGUGGUGACGGCAUGGAGGUGCGUGGAUGGAGGCCAUGGAGGAGCUGCUGGUCCACCGAGACUACUUCGAUCGCAGCAAGCAUUACCUCAUCCCACUUACCGGCCGCCAUGCCCACCGGGUCGCGGGCCGCGGGCAGCGGCAGUGGCAGCGGCAGUGGCAGUGGCGGCCACGCCGCGGCGGGCAGCGGCAGUGGCAGUGGCGGCGGUGACGGCGCCGCGGCGGGCGGCAGCGGUGGCGCAGCAGCGGGCAGCGGCAGCGGCGGCAGCGGCGGCAGCGUUGGCGCUGCGGCGGGCACCGGCAGCGGUGGGCAGCGGCGGCGCAGAUCAACCGCUCCGCUGCUGGGGCCCCAAGGACGGAACGUUCCGCAUCAUCCCUGCUUGUCUGCCUUCUUUUCCUCUUCCCACGAGCUGUGGUGGCGGCGGCGGCGCAUGGUGACGCACAUGUCGAAGGCAUCCGUGAUGACGAAGCCGUCGUACUUGGAGCCCCUGUGCUUCUGCUGGCUGAUGCUGAGGCGCAGCCCCGCGGCCGCCCACACGCACGUCACCUCUCGGAGGCGGCGCAUGGAGGCUGCAGCGCAGCUGUCGCUGGCGCCGGGCCAGCAGCAGCGGGCGGGGCUGGCGGCGGUGGCGGUGGCGGGGCCGGCGGGGGGCACGGUCGUGCGGCUGCUGCGGCUGGCCCCGCCGCCGCGGGCGCCGCCGCUGGGGCAGCAGCCGCCGCGGGGCUGGCGGCGGCGCCGGGCGUCACACUGCCCAGACGGCGCCACGGCAGCGGCGGACGCUGCCAUGGGCAGCGGCAGGGGCGGAGGCGGCGGUGCGGGUGGCAGAAGCGCGGCAGGCAGAGGGUGGGCCAACGGAACCGCCAUGGUGCACGGUCCCGACACCAGCUGCGACCGCCAAGUCGUCCUCGGCCGCCUCGACUACAAGUAUGGUGGCGGUGCCGGGACCGGCGGGCAGGUCAAGGUGGCGGUGCAGCCACCUCGGAAAGGUGUGGUGGGCUGGGGUGGCGGCAGCACGGGCUACCACGGCACGGUCAGCCGUGCUGGUCAGCCGCCGCGCAAGGAGUUCAUGCGGCUACUGCAUGAGCGGUUUGCGCGCCACGUCAUAAUGAUCAACGAGCUCCGCACGAGCAUGGUUUGUCUGAACUGCGGGCGCCACAGCCUGUGCCACAAGGAGCUGCCGCAGAGUGCCUCAGCCUGUGCCGCAAGGAGCUGCUGCAGGGCGCCGCAGCCUGUGCCGCAAGGAGCUGCUGCAGGGCGCCGCAGCCUGUGCCACAAGGAGCUGCCGCAGGGCGCCGCAGCCUGUGCCGCAAGGAGCUGCCGCAGCCUGUGUCGCAAGGAGCUGCCGCAGGGCGCCGCAGCCUGUGCCGCAAGGAGCUGCUGCAGGGCGCCGCAGCCUGUGCCGCAUGGAGCUGCUGCAGGGCGCCGCAGCCUGUGCCGCAAGGAGCUGCUGCAGGGCGCCGCAGCCUGUGCCGCAAGGAGCUGCUGCAGGGCGCCGCAGCCUGUGCCGCAAGGAGCUGCUGCAGGGCGCCGCAGCCUGUGCCACAAGGAGCUGCUGCAGGGCGCCGCAGCCUGUGCCGCAAGGAGCUGCUGCAGGGCGCCGCAGCCUGUGCUGCAAGGAGCUGCUGCAGGGCGCCGCAGCCUGUGCCGCAAGGAGCUGCCGCAGGGCGCCGGGGAUUUCCACAUCCGGGUCUGUAACGACUGUCACACUCCGUGGGUUUGUGAUGAGGACGCGGCCCUCAACAUGCGGCUGCUGUUGAUCCUGCAGCUCCUGGGCCGCGACCGGCCGGCGGUCUUCUGCCUGCAGGAGGGCGGCGCGGGAACAGCUGGUUGACAUUGACUCAGUUGCUGCUGGAGGUGCCCCCGACCUGCUGCUGCCGCCUCCCGAUGCCAAGGGUGUGGGGUCGUGGUGUCUGGGCGAGGCGCGAUUUGCGUGCAACCAGCCUGCCCAACCAGGUUUGCUUGGGGUGUUGGUCAUGCGACGCCUUGCAGUAGAUGGCUGUGGGGAAGCACUGAGACAGACAUCCAUUGCGACAGGGAGGUUGGUGUGUGGUGUCAUGUGGAGGGGAGCAGAGUGGUGGAAACACAUGCUGUGAGACACAGCUCGCUCACCACCCAUUUGAGUGGGGAAAAUGGGUGGUGGUUUAGCAUUCGGGGGCCAAAGCCAUGUGGUGGCUUCGGCGAUCAGUGCCGGCCACGCACUGUCCACAGGCCCUGUGGUGCGGCGCCCGUGUCAGCUAAUCCGGGUCCUUGGCCCAUGAAGACGACUGUUGAGGCCUCGUUGGGGGGUCUUGUGCCCAUCGUGCUCACCGGAGCAGUCACGACUGUUUGUUGUGACAAUCGCUGUACUCUGCGAGAAGGUCGCAACGGUGGACGGUUCGGUCACAAAAGUGGAGGUCAAGUUUGAUGCGAGUUUGAACAACUUGAGAGCAAGGUGGACGCCAAGGUGGACGUUAAGAUUGACAAGCUCGAGGCCAAACUAGACGCCAAGCUGGCGAACCUUGAGACCAGAAUGGAGGCCAAGUUCGUGAACGUGGCGACCAGCUUGGGCGUGCUGGUGGCGCAAAAUUUUUGG
Messenger RNA from Chlamydomonas reinhardtii, 2958 nucleotides. RefSeq lists its product as uncharacterized. NCBI's taxonomy places the organism in Eukaryota, Viridiplantae, Chlorophyta, Chlorophyceae, Chlamydomonadales, Chlamydomonadaceae. The transcript is spliced from 8 exons. The record is from RefSeq and is a predicted model, not a curated record. Bases 289 to 2217 code for a protein of 642 amino acids.